Messenger RNA from Symbiodinium sp. CCMP2592, 2496 nucleotides. NCBI's taxonomy places the organism in Eukaryota, Dinophyceae, Suessiales, Symbiodiniaceae. The record is from the annotation of a GenBank genome assembly.
AUGAACAAGGUUGUGGCCUUGGAAGAGGACCUGAGGCACCCGCAUACCCUAUCGGCUGAGGAUGUCUUGGCCCACUUCCACGUCAGUUUGGAGACCGGGCUCACCCACAGUCAGGUGCUCCAGCAAAGGCUGCGCCAUGGCCCGAACGAAUUGGCGGAGGAGGAGAAGAAGUCCCUUUGGAAGCUGAUCCUGGCUCAGUUCGAAGACUUGCUAGUGCGAAUCCUGCUGGUCUCUGCGGUGGUCUCGUUCGUCUUGGCUGCGCUGGACGAGAAAAGUAGCGAGGAAGGGAUCACUGCAUUCGUUGAGCCGCUCGUCAUCCUCCUCAUCCUCAUCGCGAACGCGUUCGUUGGUGUUUGGCAAGAGUCCAAUGCGGAGAAGGCGCUGGAUGCUUUGAAAAGGCUACAACCCGACACGGCAGCUGUCCUUCGUGAUGGGUGCUGGACAACCGUGAAUGCAGCUGGCCUUGUUCCUGGGGACGUAGUACAGGUCAAGGUUGGUGACAAAGUUCCAGCAGAUCUUCGCGUCGCAACCCUGAACAGUACGACAAUUCGCGUCGAGCAGUCGCAGCUAACGGGCGAAUCUCAAAGCGUUUCCAAAGACCCGGCCAUGUGCCUGCCUCUAGAGACCAUCAUCCAGGGCAAGGUAAAUAUGCUAUUUGCCUCUACGACGAUUUCCAAUGGUGCGUGCAUGGGUGUGGUCACUGCAACGGGAAUGGCGACUGAAAUCGGAGCGAUCCAGGAUGCCGUGCAGCUGGCAGCGGGCGAAGAGGCGAGUAGGUUUGAGUUCGUCAUCUUUGAUCAGGAGCAGACACCCCUGCAGCAAAAGCUGGACGAUUUCGGCAACUUGCUGGCCAAGGUUAUCUUUGCUAUUUGCCUCUUGGUGUGGCUGAUCAAUUACAAGCACUUCUUCGAUCCCGUCCAUGGAUCCGUAAUCCGCGGCUGCAUUUACUACUUCAAGCUGCUUGACUUCAUGAGCAGGCUCAGCCUUCUGAUGAAGCAGCUGGAGGUUACAAUGGACAACUUCUCUGUUAGCCAAGCUUGGGCAGCCUACAAUGCCAUGCUGGCAUUCCUGGUGGUCUUCCGGACCACCCAGGCAUAUUCCAGAUACUGGGAAGGUGCCACGAAAUUGAAGCAAGUGAGGGGGGAGUGGUUCGGUGCCGCAUCCAGCCUCUUUGCCUUCUGCAGCAGAAAAGAGGAGAAGGAGGACGAGGUGGCAAAGUUUCAGCACCUGCUGGUCCGACUGGUAUCCAUGCUUUGGGCUACAGCCUUGGAGCAGCUAGCAGGCCAUGAUCUGGGCUUCGAGGUUUUGGAUAUCUCCGGACUCAGUUCAGAGAGUGUUGCCUACGUGCGGCAGCAGGAAGAUAAGUGCGAGGUCAUACUGCAGUGGAUACAAGCUGCUGUGGUCAACCACAUUGAUUCGCACGUUCUGGACGUUCCGCCCCCCAUCAUCACGCGAGUCUUUCAAGAGCUGUCGCGGGGACGUGUUUCCCUGGAGCAGGUUCAGACAAUCAUAGAUGUGUCCUUCCCUUUCCCAUAUGCGCAGAUGAUAGCUUUCGCUCUGAUGGCGAACAGUUUAAUUAUGCCCGUGCUUUGUGCCUCCGCGAUGGAGUCGGAGGCAUGGUGCUGGGGCAUCACGACGAUUAGCAUCACUGCUCUUUGGGGAGUGAACUAUACCGCCGGCGAACUCGAGAAUCCGUUCAAUGAUGAUUGGAACGAUUUGCCUUUGAGGGACUACUGCGAGGAGAUGAAUCGCAGCUUGUCCAGGCUGCUGCAGCCCGUGGUUUGCAGGUGUCCAGAGCUCGAGCUGGCAGACUACAGCAGCGUGAGGACGCAGAACUGGGGCCUUGCGAACAGGACGGCGGUGGAGAAAGAUGUGCGGGCAAAGUCGGCCUCGACAGCAAAGCAAUCACAGAUCACCUUGCGCCAGCGAUUCCUUCGCAGCCGGAAGAAGAAGGGUGCCCAAAGCACCGCAAGCAUGAGCACAGCAAGCUUGGUGGACGAGAACACCCUCCUAACAGAUAUCCUUGCAGCGGAGAACUCGACUGCCCCCAGCGUACCAUCCGAGCUUGCCGUUGAAAAGGCUGCAGAUGCCUCGGCUUCGAGCACUGGCUCUGUGAUCGGCAAGCCCGCAGAAGACUCCGAGCCAGGAGAUUCCAAGGAGCCGGUCCAGCCGGUCGCCAUCGAGGUUGACCCAGAGGAGGCGGAGACAGAGACCGCGGAGAUCGAAGCUACGGCAGCUGCGGUUACUCCGAAAGCUCCUUCAAAGAAGGGCCUGGCCGCAAAGAAGGCCGCUGAGCCCAAGCGGAAGUCGGCCGACCCCAGCUCGAGCUCGAAGGACAAAGGAGGCCCAACCCAGAAGUCCAGUCCCGGACAGCUCCAGAAGAGCAGGAGACAGACUGAGGGAGAGAAGAUGCUGAACAAGUGCACAAGCGAGAUGGCGAAGAAGAUCCUUGGUUGCGCGCUUUCUCCACCGCAGGGCUUGCAAGCCCAGCUGUAG